Messenger RNA from Rhodofomes roseus, 1618 nucleotides. Its product is annotated as FAD dependent oxidoreductase. The transcript is spliced from 5 exons. Lineage: Eukaryota; Fungi; Basidiomycota; Agaricomycetes; Polyporales; Fomitopsidaceae. The record is from RefSeq and is a predicted model, not a curated record. The coding region runs from base 100 to 1419 and encodes 439 amino acids. Gene Ontology annotation, molecular function: L-pipecolate oxidase activity; sarcosine oxidase activity; flavin adenine dinucleotide binding.
UACUCAGACAGUUACGCUCAGAGAUGACUCGAUGUCCCAGAUGGAGCUGAGGAUAUCUUACCUUUACAUACUACUAGCAUCAUUGCAUUCCACGGUGACAUGGCUACCGGCGAGCACGAAAGCGACGUCGUGAUCGUAGGCGCAGGCUGUUUUGGUCUAUCAACAGCUUACCACCUCCUGAAGAGAGGAUAUACCAAAGUGACUGUUCUUGAUCGCUCUCCAGUACUUCCCGCGCCCGAAGCCGCGAGCACAGACAUCAACAAAAUCGUGCGCAGUUCCUACGCCGACAUAUUCUAUUCCAAGUUCACCCGCGAGGCUCUCGUAGAAUGGAAGAACACCAGCGAAUGGGAGCACUGUUACCACGAGUCCGGCGUCCUCGUUCUCCUGACCGGCGAGGGAUCGUACGGGGACCUCGCCUUCGAAAAUGAUCGCGCCCUCGGUGUACGCACCGCGCACCUCCCUGCAGGCUCCACCACUCUCGUCCCAUCAGAUCCGUCCUCACCUCGAUUGUCAUCUGUCGUGCAGAAUCUGCUCAAAGACAAGUCAGGCUACAUCAACCAGGACGCCGGAUGGGUGCAUUCCUCACGCGCAGUGGAGCUACUCUUGGACAAGGUCAAGAAGCUGGGCGGGACUAUCGUUCCGGGAAAGACAGUAGCACGACUUUCCAAAGAUUCAAGCGGGAAGACUGCGGGUGUCAAAUGCGCAGACGGGAGCGAGUACAUAGCAGAAUGCGUCGUACUAGCAGCAGGCGCGUGGACUGCUUCAGCUUUCCCUGAGUUGAAAUUAGAGGAAAGUUGUGUUGCUACUGCGCAGGUAGUGGGAAAGAUCCAGCUUACACCCGAAGAGGGCGAAGCCUACCGCUCUAAUCCGGUCUACCUCGACCUGGACAGCGGAUUCUACAUGUUCCCACCGAACGACGAGAAUAUCGUGAAAUGCGCCAUCCAUGCAGCCGGCUUCACCCACCGACCCGACCCCACGUCCGCCUCCACGCCCGUGUUCCCUAUUUCAUCUUCGCACUCAGACGACAAAGAUACCAGCAAAGGGCACUUCGAGACCGCCGUCCCGAAGGCGGCGCUGGAGGAGCUCAGGACAGGUCUGACCAGCACGUUCCCGGCGCUCGCGAACAAGCCAUGGGCGGGGACGCGGAUGUGCUGGUACACAGACUCAGCGGAUGAGGACUGGGUCAUUGGCUUCCAUCCCCGAGAUGCGGGGGUCGUGUUGGCGACUGCUGGCAGCGGGCAUGCACUCAAGUUCCUUCCUAUCAUCGGACGCUUGAUGGCGGAUGCUAUCGAGGGUAAGAUGCCAGAAGAGCUGGUGAAAAGGUUCGCCUUCGACCGGGCCCAGAACGACGUCCCAGUGAGCAGACCAGGCAAGCAACAACGCAAGCUGAACCUCGACGAUCUCGUCACCACCGACUGAGUCUCGCACGCAAGGAACUAUAGCAGAGGAAUGUAAAUUGCAGCGUGUACAGUACAAAGCAGGGGAUGAUUAGGAAUACAGCUCUACCAGUUGGUACUUUUCGGUACUACGUAGAUGGUCUAUGGUGCUUUUGAUGUUUCAAGAAACCGUCUAUGGUGGAUGAUUAUCAAUGUUCGUGAGAUCAUGCGCGCUUCCCGAC